This is a messenger RNA of Puccinia triticina, 3816 nucleotides long. RefSeq lists its product as uncharacterized. The transcript has 14 exons. The record is from RefSeq and is a predicted model, not a curated record. NCBI's taxonomy places the organism in Eukaryota, Fungi, Basidiomycota, Pucciniomycetes, Pucciniales, Pucciniaceae. The coding region runs from base 1 to 3816 and encodes 1271 amino acids. Gene Ontology annotation, biological process: GPI anchor biosynthetic process. Gene Ontology annotation, cellular component: endoplasmic reticulum membrane.
AUGGCACUUCCCCCGAAAAACAACCAUCGGACCACAGACAGGCUCAAGAUCAUCCUCAUCCUCGUCAGCCAGCUGCUCGGAGCCGGACUGUUUGCCAGAGGCUUCUUCCCUGCCCACAAGCCUCCAAGUGGCUAUGGAUCGUCGCCACCCUCGAUGGGAAAGCCACCGUUCGACAGACUGGUCUUUGUCCUGAUCGAUGCCCUACGAAGUGAUUUCAUGUUUGGUGCAGACUCCAGGAUGAAUUUCACGCAAUCACUCGUUCGAGAUGGAAAAGCACUCCCAUACACUGCCAUCGCUCAAGCGCCUACUGUAACUCUACCACGACUUAAAGCAAUGACCACAGGCACGAAUCCUCAAUUCCUGGAUGCGGUCUUAAACAUCGCUGACUCAACCGAUCAGGAUACUAUCCUGGAACGUAGUGACUCGUGGCUACGCCAGCUCCUGUUUGCUUCUCAAGAGCCAUCGCCAACAAGCCCGCUGGCUUUGCAAAGGAAGGCUCGAUUCUACGGCGACGAUACCUGGCUACGUCUCUUCCCCUCUUCAUGGUUUACAGAGGUUGACGGCGUAUCAAGCUUUUAUGUCACCGACACUGAGAUUGUCGACUACAACGUCACCAGACAUUUCGAUCAGAUCUUCGUAGAAAAGCAAAAUCAGGACUGGGAUAUCAUCAUCCUUCAUUAUCUCGGCUUGGACCAUAUCGGACAUUUGGGAGGCUCCAACUCUAUCUUGAUGGGGCCCAAACAGGAACAGUUAGACCUUGCAGUGGCCCGGAUCUUCGAUAGUAUUUCGAAACAUGACCUCAGAUCGAACCAGAGUACCCUCCUUCUUGUCGCCGGUGAUCACGGGAUGACUGAUACUGGAAAUCACGGCGGAUCGUCUAAAGAGGAACUAUCGACAGCACUUUUGCUGGCUUCCCCUUCCUUCCACCGGGUUGGUUUAGCUAGUGAUCAAGAGAUCGAGCCGGAGCAGGUACAGCAGGUGGACAUUGUACCCACAAUUGCCAUGCUUUUCGGCACUGGGAUACCUCCCGCUAGUAUCGGAGUUGCUAUUCAAUCAGCCUUGCAAGCAUCUCUUGGCGAUCAACAGUCGCUUCACAAUAUGCAAAUCGAGGCGGCGCUUCGAAAUCAUGCAGUUCAAUUGACCACUCUAAUCCAGCAAAUUUUGGGAGGGUUCUCCCAAGUUAAAACGUUCUUGCAACUUGACGAUAAUGGGAACGAAAACGACAACUUGGAAGCUCUCAUCAGUCAGUUGGAUGUUGAUCGGAUCAGAACGGUUCUCGGGAGGUCUCAGCGGUAUCUUUUGACCCGCUUCUCGGGGUACCAUCUACCGACGAUGAUUUUAGGGCUUGUGUUUUUAUCGAUUGCGGCCGGAGGCUUUGUCUACAAAUCUUUCUGCAAACGCGGGAGACGGUUGAGUAAUCAGGAGGUCUUCGUCAUCGUCCUAGCAGCUGGCCAAAUUGCGAGCUUUGGAUCGACGAGCUUUAUCGAAGAGGAACAUGAAGCUUGGUUCUUUUUAGGUGCCUCCUCGCUCUCCAUUCUCGCCUUCUUCUCCCCCCGCCCCAGGAAGUAUCAAUACCUGCUUGGUGUUGCCCUUAUCCGAGUCUUGCGGGGCUGGUCUCACAAUGGACAGAAAGCCGGCCUAGAUAAUAGCAUUUCAAACUAUUUACAUGGAAAGCCGUGGUUUUGUCAUCUGAUCGACCCUCUAGGGAUCUAUUACUUAUUUUCAAGUCAAGUCCGGAGUGACCCAGAUGGUGGACGUUCUAGUCAGAUGGGAAAGCUACUGAUCAUCGGCGCUGGUAUUCUAAGUCUGACGACGAUGGACCGACCUUUUCUCUACCUGAGCGGAGACUUUGGAGGCUUUCAGGACAGGGAAACGCGGCCUCGACUGCUGUAUGGAUUGCUGUUCUGUGGCUUAGGCCUCAUUUUGCUAGGGCGCAGGACCCAGGAAAGUCUUCGUGGAGCGAUGCGGAUCGGAAUGCUGAUCCUGUUACGAUCGCUGACCAAGAUGGAAAAUUAUCCGGUGCUCUGGCUUUCCUUGGUCGCCGGUGAUUGGCUGUUGACUGGUUACUGUAAUCGGCAAGAGGGGGUGCAGGAGGAUGGGCCGAUUAUCUCGACUUGGCUUCGAUUGGUCUUGUUCAAAUCUACAUUCUUCGCCUUGGGAGGCUCGAAUUCGUUAGCGACGGUUGAUCUGUCUAAUGCGUACAAUGGAUUGAGAGCCUUCUCGUUACCGAUAGUGACACUCCUGACGUUCCUGUCGAACUUUUCUGGACCUCAGGAAGACAACAGCAACAGCAACAGCCAGCGAGAACCGUCUCAACAGAACACCAGCAACAACACAAGAAGAACCGAACAGCAGCAGGAGCACAACCACCUUCACAUCCACAAUCACGGGGACGACGACGAGGGGCGCCGAAACUCUGCCGCAAACACCCCAAACAACUUCCCCCCAUUCAACAUCACCGACUUCAGCGUAUCCUUCACCGCGGGCCCCGCUGGAGACUUCGGUCUCUCGACUCGCACCUCCGCCCACAAUCACUUGAUUGACCCCGAUGAGAAUGAGCAUGAUCCCCAAGCGUCCUGGCCAGAUGGUCUCCCAUCCGACUCACUCGUCACCUUCUCCCUCGUCAAUCGGACCUUCCAACAGUGCGCCCAGGAGAGACUUUACAAACAUGUGUCCCUCUACAGUCCAUGGCAGGCAAACCUAUUCCUACGAACCUUGAAUCGCAACAAGUCGGACUGCUCCCCCUUCCUUCAAGAUCAGCCCAACUCCUCCUCGGCCUCGAUCGACAUUAAGGGCAAACGUAGGGCCCAGUUUGACGACCACCAAGACAACUCGCCUCGGAUCUACCGCCGAUUGAACAGACUCGGCGAUCAUGUCCGCUCCUUGCGCUUCGUGUGGAUGGGACCAGCUUCGAUGGGCAAAGGCGGCGGAUCCCUGAUUUGUGAAAUUCUUCACAACUGUCCCCAGCUUGAAAGCUUUGCGAUCAGCACUGCACUCUUGAGCCACUGUAAAGAGCCACUCUUCCGAGCCUUGGAGCAUCACAGUUUAAUCAAAGAAUUCAUGCUCCUCAAGAACCCCGUCGACAAUCCUCGAAUAUUCCUCUGGAAGGCUGACGAGGUCCUCAGCAGAUUAUUCACCAAGUGGGACUCGCUCGAGACGAUCGAUACAAUCGGCCUCUCUGGAAGACCACUCGAUCGAAUGGAAAACGUGCUCAGGUCAAUACCCACCUUUACGUGCGCCCUCAAAGUCAUCGCCCUGGCCCGACCCAACCUGGCCGAGAUCGAGAUCUCCAAGAUCUUGAACACCUCCAAAGCGACCAUGCAUACCCUCCGGAUCACCUAUCCCAGUCUCAAGCUCGACCGCAAAGGCCUCUAUCGGCUCUUGACCGACUACACCAAUCCCGGCCUGCAGUCCCUCACCAUCCGGGUCGGCAAGGAUUGGCAUCCGAUCAACCAUGGACGUGGCACCGCUGCCACACUCGCAGAAGCCUCUAGCGAUCCAAGCAUCAACCCACAUCUAUGCGAUCUCAUAUUCAAAUCGUCUGCCAUGCGAAACCUCAAAUCAUUAUCGAUCGGCGGCCCUCUGGCUAGCUCGAAGCUCUUCCCCCUCCUACCAGAAACAAUCGUCAAACUGGCCUGGGAGGAUUGUCCUGCCAUCCAACCUGGUUCCUUUGCCAAGUUCCUCACGAGCUGGCCUACGCAACAGAUAGAUCCUUUAGGGAACCUUGAUUCUAACUGUACUACCGGUGAACAAGCCGGUAGGAAUCUACCCGACUUGAAGUGUUGCUCUGUCGGUACCGACGAUUUUAAUUGUUGA